This is a messenger RNA of Peromyscus maniculatus bairdii (prairie deer mouse), 3040 nucleotides long. The record is from RefSeq and is a predicted model, not a curated record. NCBI's taxonomy places the organism in Eukaryota, Metazoa, Chordata, Mammalia, Rodentia, Cricetidae.
UCUGCACAGGCCACAAAUUUUGUGUCUGUGUAUGUUUGGAAAGGAGGCCAAUCUUCUGUAAACCUGUGGCAACUGGAAGAUGCCAUGACCCCCCUUUUUACAGGUCUACUCUAUCUUGGACUGAGUCUGGAUCUCAGGAACACAGUAUUGGCAGGGGCCCUCUCUAAACCUACACUCUGGGCAGUGCCAAGAAAUAUGGUAGCCAUUGGGAACCAGGUGACAUUAUUCUGUGAAGGGCCCUUAGAGGCCAAGGAAUAUGUUCUCUACAAAGAAGGAAGUCCAGAUUACCCAAUACCAACAACCCUUUUAGAGACUGAAAACACAGCCACAUUCUCCAUCUCAUCGGUUGAAUGGUACCAUGCAGGCCAAUAUUGGUGUGAAUAUAAAAGCAAUAAUGGUAUGUCAGAAAGAAGUGACUUCCUGGAGCUGGUGGUAACAGGAUGCUACUCAAGCAAAGUCACCUUGUCUGCCAUUACCAGCUCUGUGGUGAUCUCAGGAGGGCAUGUGACCCUUCGGUGUGUCUCAGACCAGAAAUAUAAGAUGUUCAUUCUAAUGAAGGAAGAUGAGAAGUUCUCCAGGCCUUUGCCCUCACAGAAUAUACACCCUGGGAUAUUUGGAGCUGUGUUCACAGUUGGUCCUGUGACCCCAAACCAGAGAUGGAUAUUCACAUGCUAUGGCUAUCAUUUGAGCAUCCCCCAGGCAUGGUCAGUGCCCAGUAAUCAACUAGAGCUCCUGGUCUCAGAGAUCCUUCAUAAACCCACCAUCUGGGCUCACCCUGGCUCUGUGAUCCCCUCAGGGAGUCCUGUUACCAUCUGGUGUAAGGCAACCCUGAGAGCACAAACCUAUGUAAUAUAUAAAGAGGGAAGCCAAGAGCCCUGGGACCAACAGAGUCAAACAGACAACAAAGAGGCAAAACUCAUCAUUCCAUCUGUGACACAAGUGCAGGCAGGCCGGUAUCACUGUUACACUCACACCUCUGCUGGAUGGUCACAGCGCAGUGACCCCUUAGACCUGGUGGUGACAGGAGUCUACAACAAACCCACCCUGUCAACCACGCUUAAAUUUACCAAUCCUGUGGUAAAUUUAGGAGGGUUUGUGACCCUCUCUUGUAACUCAAGUCAGAGAUAUGACUCGUUCAUUUUAACUAAGAAUGGUCAGAAGUUCUCCUUCCCUCAGAGCUCAAGACACACACACACUGGGAUGUUCCUGGCUGAGUUUCCAGUGGGUCCAGUGACCUCUAACCAGAGGUGGAGGUUCAGAUGCUAUGGCUAUUACACAAAUAACUCUCAGGUGUGGUCAGAAGGGAGCGGCGUCCUGGAGCUCCUGGUCUCAGGAAACCUUCCAAAACCCACCUUGUGGGCUGAACCAAGUUCUGUGAUUGCCUCUGGCAAUGAUGUGACCAUCUGGUGUGAGGGGUCCAAGGAAACCCAAAUAUAUUUCCUGUAUAAAGAAGGAAGCUCAGCACCCUGGUACAGUCAUACUCCCAAAGAUCCUGGUAACAAGGCCAUGUUCUCCAUAGCAUCCAUCGGAAAGCAUCAUGCAGGGAAAUAUCGCUGUUACUCUUAUAAAUCUGCAGGGUGGUCAAGGCAUAGUGACACCAUGGAGCUGGUGGUGACAGGUGUUUACCCCACCAAAAUCACUCUGUCAGCCCUUUCCAGCCCUGUGCUGACCUCAGGAGGAAAUGUGACCUUUCAGUGUGUCUCACAAAAGGCGUAUAACAGGUUCAUUCUAAUGAAGGAAGAAGAGAAGUUCUCUAGGCCUUUGCCCUCACAGAAAAUACACCCUGAGCUAUUUGGAGCUGUGUUCACAGUGGGUCCUAUGACCCCCAACCAGAGGUGGAGUUUCACAUGCUUUGGCCAUGAUUGGAGCAACACACGGGCAUGGUCAGUGCCCAGUAACUCCCUAGAGCUCCUGCUCUCAGGGACGCUUCAGAAACCCACAAUCUGGGCUGAGCCAGGCUCUGUGAUCACCUCAGGGAAUCCUGUGACAAUCUGGUGUGCGGGGACCAAGGAAACCCAAAUAUAUUUCCUGUAUAAAGAAGGAAGCUCAGCACCCUGGAACAGUCAAACUCCAAAAGAUCCUGGUAACAAGGCCAUGUUCUCCAUAGCAUCCAUGGAAAAGCAUCAUGCAGGGAAAUAUAGCUGUUACUCUUACAAAUCUACAGGGUGGACAGAGCGCAGUGACUCCCUGGAGCUGGUGGUGACAGAACUGGAAGGAUACCAAAAGGCUGUGAUUGGUGUCUCUGUGGCCUUCUUCCUCCUGCUCUUCCUCCUCAUCCUCUUCUUUUUCCUCAAACUGAGGCAUCAGAAGAAUGACAGGAAGGGGGUGCAGACAAAGACUGACUUGCAACAUCCUGCAGACUCAGCGAACAAGGGCAAAAGCUUCCAGAAGAGAUCCACACCAGCUCCUGCCAUCCAGGAAGAAAUCUUGUAUGCUACUGUGAAGGUCACACAGCCUGCAGAUAGCAUGGAGCUGGAUGUCCUGAGCCAACAUGAGGAAGACACCUCUAAAGACUUGUACGCCCAAGUGAAACCCUCGAGACUCAGAAGGACAGAGAUCAUCUCUUCUUCUCUCAUGCCAAAGGAAUUAUUGGCCUCAAAUGACACAGCAUCCAAAGGAAAUCAAGUGAUAGAUGAACAGGUGGGUCUUGACUUCUCUAGUUCCCCAUGCUCCCAGUGCCCAACCUGGACUUUCUUCUACACUUUCCCACUGCAGGCUGCUACAACAGAGCAGCCACAUGAUGUGACCUAUGCCCAGAUGUGCAUUGUGACCCCAAGACUCGGACAUGUGAACCUCCCUUCUUCCAGGCAGAAAAGUUCAACCUGAGAUCAUAGUCUGGCCUCUACCAAUCCCGGGAGAUCACACUCUGCAUUUCAUGGAGUAGGGAGGAUUCAGGGAUGUCAGAAAACAAGAUCUGGCUCAGGUGCACAGUCAUAGUGCAGACAUGACUGGUCUCUGUAGCACGAAUCUUUAAGAGUCUUAUUAAUAAAAUCAAACCUGAGGCCAGUUAUUGGGGUGAAUGCUGGAAGAUCAGAGAAGC